Molecule: messenger RNA, 333 nt
Organism: Knipowitschia caucasica
Lineage: Eukaryota; Metazoa; Chordata; Actinopteri; Gobiiformes; Gobiidae
Source: the annotation of a GenBank genome assembly
AUGCCGGGGUUAAAGGGGAGGUGUGGUGUGCAUUUAAAGGGGAAGGAAGAGGUGUCUCUGGGAAAGCUCAGGGUCCCCAGUGAGCGGAGAGGACCGGAGCAGUCUCAGGGUCAGUGGCUCCUGAGGGCCUCCUUCAGACCACUCCCUGCUUCUGCCGAACACAGGGACGGUUCCUCGAAACGGCCCCGCCCCGUCAGGAGUUCUCACACGACACAUCAAAGGGCAAGAGCUGGUGUUUGUUUACGAGACGAGCUUCCUGUGCGAGAAACUGAAGCAGGAGGAAAGAGAGAAGAAGAAGGAAGCACAGGGACUAGCCUCCUGCUGGAACUCUGA